CUCGAAAUAAACCGCCAUCGCUUCUCAAGUUUCCACCAUUUUCGACCGGAAGCAAAAAUUGAUAAUAAACCACGAUGGAGCGAUAUUCCCACCGAGAAAUCCCACGAGCCCACCCGUCGGCGCAUCUGCUAUGCACGACAUGGCUAACUUUCGGCGUCAUCUCGAAAGAGGUGUUGGGCUUUGAAGCCCUCGCCGUUGUCAUACGUCAUCUCUACGCGCAUCUCCCCAUUUCCUAUUGGGACGACCUAGACAGCGAGCCUUUACUCCUCUUCCGAUUUGCGCGGUUGACGCCUGUGGACGCCAUAUGGGAGUUCGGAGGCGAGCUCAAGGAAAAAGCAAUAUUGGAGCUCUGCCCCGAUUGGCAGUCUGCCGCGGGAGCUGAGACGGCAAGUUUCUCACGCUUGAUCGAAAGCGAGAAGCUGAUCAGCCACUUCUGGUCUCGUAAGGAGUACUUACUAUUUAGCAGGAGUGUGAUCUCGAAGUCCCCAGGCGGCGCCGAGUGGAAGGAGAUCGCAACUCGCGACGUGGAGACCGUAGCUAAAGCCGGCUUGGUCCAGUACGACGGCACCACUCCGAUCAGCAGGGAGGUUAGCAGUCGAUUUGGAGAGUUCGCUAACGAGUCGUCAGGCCACAGAUAUCUCCAGGCAUCUACAUUCCCGGUCGUGAUUCGGGUCCUCUAUACCCCCGCCCCUACGGCGACUGCGCGCUUCAAGGAUCUCCAAACCGUAGUGCUGACCAGUCCCCAUCUCCAACGAGUAGACGGUGCGCAAGGCCAACCUCGGCUGCGCAAGCUCCAGGAUACAUAUUGCCUAAUCGCUUCUGUGAGACUGCGAGCAGAGCCCGCGAGCCCCGACUACGUGCGCACCUACGAUAUCAAGGGGACUUUUAUCAGACCGCCCGUCGCGGGGAACAACAUCGUAAAUGAAGAUUGGGAGUUGGGAGAGCAGGGUCACUCGUACAUGCUCUUCUACACGUUCGAACCGCGCGGGGUUGAGAGAUUUGAGCACCAAACCGAGAGGAUUAGAAUCUCGAACCGAAUGAGGACGGCUAUAGAGGGUAUGAAUAAGGCAGAGUUAGCAUACAGAGUAACACAGCAAGAAGUCGAAGAGGACGAAGAGGACGAGACAGAACUCUACGAGAGGGAAUCGCUAAUACCGAUGGCGAACUAUAAGGUCCCUGAAGACACACGGGAUGGUCCCGCUGUCGCGCCGGAUACCAGAAGAUUUGAGCCUCCGCAGCAAGUCGUUCCUUUCGAAUUUCCGAGGGUUCCUGCGUUCCCUCCGGUAAAUACGCAGACACGGGGCAAUAUGCCGGCGGAACCAGAUAUAGAAAACGAAUUUUCGGGCGUACACCCGGACCGUCUCCGGAACAUAAGACCCUCCCAAAGCUCGAGAGAAGAGCCGCAGACUCGAUUGCAAACGCCCAACCAAAGUUCCCAGGUUGGAUUCCAGUUCCCUAGUAUUGACAAUCAAAUGCCUUUUGCAAGGUCGCAGGGAAGCCGCACUACUUCUUCUCCCGAUCCUAGACGCAGAAGAUCGCCUUCUUCGCACGAAAGAGGUCGUGAUGAUGGAGGGAGCAAAAAGCCUAGAUCGUAUUGCUAAUGGCGGUUAAAGCUUUGAAC
Molecule: messenger RNA, 1621 nt
Organism: Daldinia vernicosa
Lineage: Eukaryota; Fungi; Ascomycota; Sordariomycetes; Xylariales; Hypoxylaceae
Exons: 1
Coding region: 75-1601 (508 amino acids)
Source: RefSeq, a predicted model, not a curated record